Messenger RNA from Lacerta agilis (Sand lizard), 784 nucleotides. It is a transcript of the gene IL1B, whose product is annotated as interleukin 1 beta. The transcript is spliced from 6 exons. The record is from RefSeq and is a predicted model, not a curated record. Gene Ontology annotation, biological process: immune response; cytokine-mediated signaling pathway; cellular response to lipopolysaccharide. The coding region runs from base 1 to 777 and encodes 258 amino acids. Gene Ontology annotation, molecular function: cytokine activity. NCBI's taxonomy places the organism in Eukaryota, Metazoa, Chordata, Lepidosauria, Squamata, Lacertidae.
AUGCCAGCUUCCAAAGACAGUGUGGACGAGGUGCCGUUCUACGAAGAGGACCAGCCUUCUCUGGCCAAGGAGGCCUUCCCGGGGCUGAGACAUCCUGCCUGCAAAGUGGGCAUUCAGGUGAAGAUCGCCAACAGCCCUUCAGAUCGCUUCCAGAAGGCAGCGAUCCUUAUGGUGGCGAUCGAGAGGAUGAAGAAGAAGAAGAAGUUCUCCAAAACCAGGGCGCUUUUCACAGACGACGACCUGAUGGACAUCAUCAAUUCCGUCUUAGAACCAGUUGACUUUGACACCUGCGAAUGCACCUAUGCCACAGAUCCCAUCUACCACCUCAGCAGGAGCAUCUCCUGCAACAUCAGAGACGUCAACCAGAAGUCCCUUGUCCUGAACGGGACAACCCAGCUGGUGGCCUUGGAGCUCCAACAGGCUGACAUCAGCAAAGAAGCGAGGGUGAAAAUGUACGUCUAUCGGCCGAAAAUCGAGGAAGGCAGGGCAAAGAUCCCCAUCGCCCUGAAAAUCAAAGGGAAGGAGCUGUACCUGUCUUGCGUGCAGACCGGAGACCAACCAGCACUGCAGCUGGAGGAGGCCAGCAUCGAAGGGGACCUCGACAAAUCCGACAAAGGGCGCUUCCUCUUCUACAGAGUUGCAGUUGGGGACUACACCAGGUUCGAGUCGGCUGCCUUCCCUCAGUGGUACAUCUGCACAUCUGCCCAGGUCAACGAAGCUGUCGGCGUGACAAACCGGAUUGGGGAGGUCUCCAUCGUGGAUUACAUUGUCACAUAAAACGCGC